Molecule: messenger RNA, 2449 nt
Organism: Nothobranchius furzeri (turquoise killifish)
Lineage: Eukaryota; Metazoa; Chordata; Actinopteri; Cyprinodontiformes; Nothobranchiidae
Source: RefSeq, a predicted model, not a curated record
UGUGCGAGGGCUUCUGUCCCCGUGGGACCCAGAGUGGUUCACUCUUCCUAUCAAACAGGAAUUGAAACAUCUGUUGAACCCGCUGCGUUCAUUUCACCAAACCUCUCGUACGAUCUGUCUUUCAGGUCUUUUUCCUGUCCUAAGCACCCGUUUACAGGAGAACACAGCAUCUUCAUGCUGGUCCAGUUAUGGCUAAGAAGACAUGUCCUGAGGGGCUGAAAUGGGACAACUUGCUGAAAAUCUGUCACAGCAGGCAGAUAGAAUCCAGACGUAGGACAGAACCGGGCCACGGGAUAGAACCUAGUCUUAGAACAGAACCUUUUCAAAAGCCUCAUCCAUCAACGAAACCAGUCCUGGUGGUUGUGGACCAGGUCAGAACCACGACCACCGAGUUGCCAACCGUGUUUCUGCUGAGUCAGACUCUGUGGAUCUGUUUGGUUCUGAUCACCCUGGCUUCUGCCAUGGCUCUGAUUCUUUGGUCGGUCUUAUUCAGACGACAGAGCCGAGUCAACAACAACUCUGAGGAUCCAGCACCAGAGCAAGACCUGCUUCAGAAAACAAAACCAUUUAACCCUCAGUAUUCUGAAAAAGGUCAGGCAUGUCGGGGACCAGCUGGGGCCUCCUCAGCCUGUCAUCAGUUGCAUCCUGGAGCCCAAACGGCGCCUCAGUGGGAGGACGGAGUUACAGUUUGCAGAGGCCCCGAGAGGCACAGUGGCAAAGAGGAAGGUGGAGGGCUGCAUGUGUGCAGCAAUAUGGCCGACCACAGAGUCCCACUUCCUGCCACAGAGCUGGGAGGCACUGCACUGGUUACAACUAAGACCCUGUAGGGUUGUGAGUUGUUGAAGUCCCAUAACAGAGAAAAACUUUCAUUCUGGGACAAAAACAAACUCUUUACGUUGCAAAUCUCCUGAUUUUAUUAUGAGGUUUUAGCAGGUUAAAGCUCGGCUGUCGUUAUGUAGCAUGACCGUUCGUCACCACACAACAACUCUGUGGUGAGAUUUCAUCCACCAUGUUUUUAUGGUUCUCAAAAACUGUCCCAAUAAUCAUAUUUUCUUUAUUUUAUUAGAUUAAAAAUAUAUUAAACUGCAUAAUAAUAUGACUUCAGUGAAAAUAAACAUUUAUAGUGUGUGACUUUUAAGACAAAACAUUCAAAAAAGCACUGUGAAUCUUAUUUCAACUAUUUAAUAAACCACAAAACAAAAAUUCCUAAAAUGUUCAAAACAUUAUUUUGACUCACUAAUUUAUUAGAUACACUUUAAAGCAAACAUAAAGCCAUCCUGGAAUAAAUGUUUGCUUCAUUAUUAUCACAAACAUGAGAUGCUGAUGAGCUAUAUUUAUAUUUACAGAUGUGGAAACAGCUGUUGGUACCCACAAGGCUCGCUGAAACUUGAAACUGAGAAAAUAGGAAACGUAAUGAAAAUCAGCUAAUGAAAUUAGAAAGUAACGUUGGAUUUUCCUUUACCGGUUUCCUGUACACGUAUGUAUUUAUGUUUACUAAUAUGUGUCUCAGACUAUUUAUGUGACUUUGCUACUUUGGUCUCUGCAGCAGCCCAAACUUACAAGAUACGUUUUUACAAACUUAAAACGUUUCCUGGAGACAUCUUGCACAUAAAAAUCUAUGAGGUGCCAUUUGUAAAGUCAAACAGUUAUAUCUUAUCAGCAAUAUUUUGGUUAUUUUGUCUAUUAUUAGAAAAAAAUAAGUCAUAUUUUCAUUGUUAUUCAGACAUUUAUAAAUGUUAAAGAUCCCAAAUAAAUAUUUAGUUAGAAAGCUAAAUAUUAAAUUUCUAUUUAGUUUACAAACUUAAAAUUUAGCCACCAAUUUAAUUUUUAUUUUCUAACAUAAAUAUUUAGAUCCCAGCUAAAUAUUUAUGUUGGGGCUAAACCUAAAUAUUGAUUUUACUAACUAAAUAUUUAUCUCCAAAUUACAUACAUAGCUGGUAUCUAAACAUUUAGUUUGUAAAUGAGGAGUAGACCCGCUCAGGCAUCUGGUCAGGUUGCCUCCAGGACGCCUCCCUGGUGAGGAUUUCCGGGCACGUCCAACCGGGAGAAGACCUAAAGGUAGACCCAGGACACGGUGGAGGGACUAUGUCUCUCACCUGGCCAGGGAACGCCUUGGGAUUCCCCCUGAGGAGCUGGCCCAAGUGGCUGGGGAGAAGGAAGUCUGGGCCUCUCGCCUUAGGCUUCUGCCCCCGCAACCCGACUACGGAUAAGCGGAUGAAAAUGGAUGGAUGGAUGGAAAUUAAAUAUUCAGUUAGUAAACUAAUUAUUUCUUUUACGAACUAAAUAUUUAGGUAUAAAUUAAAUAUUUAGCCUGCUAACAAAAAUUUAGAAAUGUAUGAAUAACAGUGAAAAUGUGACUUUAAAAAAUGAACUGCCAUGUUUUUUCUCUAAAAAAAAUGGAACUCCAUAAAAAAACAGUGGACCUAAAUAAAGCAAUCCUCUAUCUUUA